This is a messenger RNA of Rotaria socialis, 363 nucleotides long. The record is from the annotation of a GenBank genome assembly. Lineage: Eukaryota; Metazoa; Rotifera; Eurotatoria; Philodinida; Philodinidae.
AUGGAUUUUCUCUCCAAUUUGUUUGGCCAACAAGAUAGUCAAAAAGCUCAUGAACAGGUCUUCGGUGGAAAUGGUGUUCCACCUAGUCAUCAUUCAUCUUUGACACAUGAAAUUAUAGCUGGUGCAGCUGGCUUUGAUGCUAUGAAGUCCUACGAAGACCAUGUAAGUGGCACUGGCCAACCGGUAUCACAUUCGAUUAUGAAGGAAUUGUUGGCAGGCUUUGCUGCAGCUGCAGCUGACAAAUUAUUUGAAACCAAAGGCCUCGAUUUCCUUGACCGCGAAGAGACAAAAGGGCGUGCUGUUCAACAAGCUCAUCAUCUUGCUGAGCAGCAAUACGGCCCAGAAGGCACGCUUAAUCCAUAA